UGCAGCUGGAGACACGAGAAGAGCUGUUCACAGACACACAGGUCAGCUCUGACGGUGAACUGUGGAGUGUCGGCGGUGUGGAGGACUGAACAGACUCUAGUGAGCGAAACACGGAGCUGCAGUUUAUGAAGGCGUUAAAAUAACGGAGUGAAAUUAGCAAAGCAGCGACUUUACCUGCAUUUGGCUCCUUUCAGCGACUGAUGAUGAACCAAGAUUCAGCAGUUCUUCAGGGGGCUUUCCUCCUUUCUGAUAAGCUGUGCCUCCCCACAUCUCUGUCCUCAAUCCAGAAAGCUGACUGGAGUCGUGUUGGACACCCGGUCCUGGAGGCAGUCAGAGAAAUCUGUGGACAGGAUGAACUCUGUGGUCGUCCCAACCCAACAGCUGUUAACUGGAAAAAGAAGAUCAUCUGUGUUGUGUGGUUGAAGCUGUUGGCCAGAGAGGCAGAGGAGGAUGUUGAGGUGGCAUGGAGGGAGAACCCUUUCUUCUCUCUGCAGAACAGCCUCCCUGAGGUCAACCGUGUCGUCCUGCUGGAACUGGUGAAGUCAACGGCAGCUGCAGAUAUUUUUGCCAAUUUUCUUGUGUGUCUUCCUCAACCUCAAAUGUGCUCAGAGCUGGAAAAGCUGAUCGAACAUGUGACUAGCAAUCCCAUGAAGGAAGACGAUGUCCAGCUUUUUCUGGAGGUGUGGUGGGAACUGUGGAAAGGCAGAGAUCACAAGAAAGAGGGAGGAGAGGACGACAUAGAGAUGAUGUUUGCCAACCAGUGUGCUCGACUGUCCUCUAAAUGCGCCAGUUUGUCCCCUCAGGCUGCCAAGAGGUUAAAGCUGGACACGCUGGAUUUAUCAGCAUCCUUACCAAACGCUGAUGUUCUGCACAUUCUGCUUUGUGCACUUAAAGACAUGAAAGAUCACGUAUCCUCAGCAGACCUGUGCUUUCAGGCUCUAUCUAUUUCCCUCAAUGCUCUCUACACAUCUUUCCUAAUAGACCAAGAAGUUGUCGUUCCAACCAAAGAGAAGAUGCACAUCCUAUCUAAAGUCAUCAGCACCAGAGAAAAGAAGAGUCAGGAACUGAGUCCUGAACUUAUUCGUGAGGCUCUGAGAGAUUUCCGUGCUUCUCACAUACCAUCUCAGUUUCAGCCCAGCAGGAUGAAGCUGAGUGAAGCCUUGAAGAUUAUAACAGAACUUGCACAGUUUUGGCAAAGCAGGGAGCUCCUGACACUCCAGGGCGCCUCUAAUCCUAGUUACACUGCAUUCCAACUAGAACAGAGUCUUCAGAGAGUCCUGACAGCUCUAGACCAAACACCUGAAGCUGUAGGUGAAAAUGAUGACCAAGAGACUGUGAAGAAAACACUCAGAGGUUUGCUGAAGUUGCUGGCUCUCCCUGCCAUAGAGAGCAGCUCUGAAGUGAGCGUGAAGGUCAUCACCACCAUCAUCACUCACCGCCUGGAAGACUAUGAGAACUUUGCAGUGUUGUUUGCCAGCGAGGCAUCAUGGGCGGCUUGUGAUGAGCGCUGGCUGGACUGUCUGGAAAAGAACCAAGCGGCCUUCCGGCGGCACGACACGCUCAUCAGCCUCUCCUCCACCCUCAUGAGCAAACUCCACAGCGGGAGUUCCAAUGUGAGCCAGUGCAGGAAGCUGAUGAAAAUCACUGCAGAUAUUUUCUCUGCGCUGUCAUUAGACGACAAGAACAGAGCGUUGGCUGCCAUGCUGGGAUUAUCCAGCAGGGGGUUCUUUGGCUGCGCUGUACCGUCUGCUGUGACUGAUGGGUUCGAACAGGAGCUCAACAUGGCCUUCAACUGCAUCAUCCAAGGGGGGGCUGGAGCAUCAGCUGCAGCGUCGCAGGGCAAUCUGAACACAGCAGCCUCUUUAGUAGCUAGAGUGGCAUUUCAGAACCCAGAGGCAGCUUUAAGAUCCUGCUGUCAUUCAGCUAUUUUCAAUAAAGGAGCUUUCUCUCUUAUGGCUAAGAUCCUGCAGCAGCUGCCUGGACUUCGAGGUCAGAGAGGGAGAGAAGAUGGAGCUCAAAGGAAUGAGGAAGAAAUGCAAGAUGGAGAGGAAAGUACAGCUGAAGGAAAGGAUGCUGUGAGUAGUAGCAGUCCACUCAGCAGGUGUUUACAGGACAUGAUCAGGACCAAAUCUCUGUCAGCCAAUGAAAAAGAACAGUUCCUCAAGUUUCUGGGCCUGCUGAUGAUGCCUGUCGCUGCAGCUCAGGGAGAAGAAAAGGAGCAAAGCUUCCUGCAACCUCAGGAGGUCGUGAACGCCUUCGUCCUGCCGAACCUCUCUGCUAUGGGUCACUGCUCCGUUGACGCAGAGCUGAGUCUGCAGCUUCUCCACACUGCUCUGUCUGCGGACGUCCAGGGACCAGCCUCCUCUCCUCACUGGGUGUUGGACUGCUCUCCCUUCCCCCUCCUCUACAUCCUGGCACAGCUGCACAACCAGACUCUCAGAUGUUAUGAGCAGCCACCAGAGAGCGCUGUCCACCUUUUUUCCAUGGAGUCCAAGGAGCUGCUGGUGACGGUGCUGACCACGCUGGGGCAGGUGGUGGGUGCAGAGGUGGCAGCCGACCCCAGCAGCUGGUCCAGAGCUCUGUUCUGGCUCUACAACAAAAUAGAGGAACUGGACUGGACGAUCCGGUUCCACCUGAAGCCUGUGUGGGGGCAGCACUUUAAAAAUGAGGUGCCUUCGUCUCUGCUGGCUGUGUGUGAUUUACCUGAGCAGGAGUGGUCGGGCUUGGACCUGCCUCCGUACAGCCAGGGCACGGGUCUCCUAGCCUGGAUGGAGUGCUGCUCUAUAUCCGACUCCCUGCAGUCCACCAUGCUGUCCCAUCUCUCUCUGGACCAGCACAAGCCCGAACACGUCAGCAUGUUCAGCAAAGGCCUGCUGGUGGCUCUGACCCAGACCCUGCCCUGGUGCUCUGUUUCCCAGUGGAGCAGACUGCUGAGAGCCCUGAAGGAGCUGAUCACCUCCUCUCGCCUCCACGUCCCCUUCUCUCUGGAGUACGUGGACUACCUGCCCCUCUUGGACCUGAGGAGGUUUUCGUGUGAGCUCCGCCUGUCUGUCCUCCUGCUUCGAGUCCUUCAGCUGCUGUGCGGGUCCAGCUGCUCCGACUGGCUGUCGGUGGACGGCUGGGCCCAUGUCGGCAGGUUAUACUCCCACGCUGUGAGGGACAUGAUUAGCUCCGUGAGAGCCAAGCUGCCUCUUCCUUCAUCUGGCGCUUCAGCAGUCUCUGUUUCAACAUCUCCUAAAAGACCAGCGUCUAGAGGCUCAAAUCCCUCUCUCACUCCAGUCAAAGCUUCUAAAAUGUCUGAAGACCAUCUGGAGGAUGGAGGAGACUCUAUUCUAAAAUCACACAUGGAGGAGGAGAGGACGGCACCCUGCCAGGAAGUUCUGUUUGUUCUCAGCCAGCUCUUCUGCCACGUUCAGCACAUCCAGGUGAUGAUGCCUGGAGGCCAGUGUGAGCCUCUGUUCCUGUCCAGUCUGGAGAUCCUCAGUCACUACGAGGCCGUCAUGGCAGCUUUCCCGGACAGCUGCAGCCCGCUGGAGAGCGACAACACCCGCCACUUCUUCUCCACCAUCACCGACAACCUGGAGAACCAGGAGAUGAAGGCGGUGCUGCAGCAGAAGAUCGCUCAGCUCGUGUCAUCAGCGGCUUGACACGCUGACUUUGUGAGGCGAAGUUGCAAAAUGUUCACAAUUCUGAGCAGGUUUGGUGAGGAAACAAGGACAAUUAGAGCUGUCAGCGUCACACACUGUACUCGGCUAAUUUAAGAAGUUAUUACAAAGCGAUGGCCUCAGAAACUGUGUGAAUUAAAAUCCAGUAUUUCACAGCAAAUGUCUUCUGGUGCUGCCUCAGUAAUAUUCAUUUCCACUAAAAGGAUGUGGAGGCUGAGAUAGUAUGCUAAUGUGAACUAGAGGAUAAAUUUGCAAUUUAAUUACAAAUUUAUCUACUGUACACCCAGGGCACUUUGUGUUUGGGGCAUGCAUACAUUAACCCUGUGUGUCCGCUGCUCACCAUCAUUAAACACUUGAGGAGUGCUGCGUCACUUAUCAAUACUUCAUUUGAUAGUUUUUUUAUUUAAAAAGAGAAGUUUAAUUUGUACAAAAAUAGUCUCUGGGGCUAAAAUUUGUUCAAGCUGUGACAAAAUGUCAGACAGUUAUGUCACAGCGAAGAGGAAACAUUCACACUGUAACUAAUGAAAACAAUUAUUCAGAUUAAAGCCACACAAUCGCAUAGUGCAAAACAAACACUGAACUGCUAAGACUUCACUGACCCACAAUGUAUUUGAGCAGUGAGUAGAAAAAAACAAAACAGAAAAUAAAGAGGGUAAAAUAAGGUGCAACUCUUCACUAAUUAUGUAGACAGUUUUUUGGUUUAUGUCAUAUUUUGGGAAACAGUGUUAUAGUGAACAAAGAAAAUGACUAAAUGUUGUCAGAAAAUAACUGGAACGUUGCAAAGAUUUAUAGAAAAAAGUCAAUGUGUGACUUAUGAGUCACUAGUUCAGGAAAACUUUAGUAAAAAAUUGAAUGUUGUGAGAAACAACGCAAAUGUACAGGUAUAUUUUGGGGAAAAUGUUCUAAAAAUGUAUAACAACUCAAUAAAAAGAUGAGACUAUAAUUUUUCUAAAUGAAAAAUCA
Stegastes partitus (bicolor damselfish) is the source of this 4628-nucleotide messenger RNA. It is a transcript of the gene gemin4, whose product is annotated as gem (nuclear organelle) associated protein 4. The transcript is spliced from 6 exons. NCBI's taxonomy places the organism in Eukaryota, Metazoa, Chordata, Actinopteri, Pomacentridae. The record is from RefSeq and is a predicted model, not a curated record. Gene Ontology annotation, biological process: spliceosomal snRNP assembly; rRNA processing. Gene Ontology annotation, cellular component: SMN complex. The coding region runs from base 201 to 3647 and encodes 1148 amino acids.